This is a messenger RNA of Mercenaria mercenaria, 3575 nucleotides long. Its product is annotated as single-minded homolog 2-like. The coding region runs from base 1270 to 3402 and encodes 710 amino acids. Gene Ontology annotation, cellular component: nucleus; cytoplasm; transcription regulator complex. The record is from RefSeq and is a predicted model, not a curated record. Gene Ontology annotation, biological process: regulation of transcription by RNA polymerase II. The transcript is spliced from 10 exons. NCBI's taxonomy places the organism in Eukaryota, Metazoa, Mollusca, Bivalvia, Venerida, Veneridae. Gene Ontology annotation, molecular function: RNA polymerase II transcription regulatory region sequence-specific DNA binding; protein dimerization activity; DNA-binding transcription factor activity, RNA polymerase II-specific.
UAAAAAAGAAUGUGUCUAGUUAAACUAGACUGCGGUUGUCCAAGAUCGUAUUUCCUGUAGUCAGAUUUUCUGAAAUACAGUUCAAAUAAAACUCCAAAAUAUUGGACGGAGUGUUUUAAUAUGCUUCCAUUUUCUCAAGAAUAACAAUACCCUGCAUCUUUGCUUAAUUUCAAACAAAUCUCCCGUGAAGAUAUUAAAAAUUCAUCAAUAGUAGGCGUUUACUUGGGCGUUUUUACAGGCUUUAAAAGCCGCGUUAUCAAUGAACCAAUGACAGCUCUUUAUUUACACUAGCAGCCAAUCGUAAGUUUGUAAAUAGCUCCCCACAGAGAUAGAACGCCCACGUGAGCUGAAAAAGAUUCCGGUGAUGUCCUGUCUUAUCCCAAACAUCCGUUCAAUGUCUAAAAUUAUAUAUUUAAAACAAAACACUUUUCGAAAAGUCAGAUAAUUUAUUUAAUUGAGAUUAUCAGUGCAUCCUUUCGACAAGCGUCAGUUCAAAUUGGAAAUUCACUGGGACAUGAAAUUAAAACUUGAAUCUAGCGCACAGGUGUGGGUUUCAAGUGUUCAAAUUACACUCGGCUUGAUAAGUAAUUCAUAUAACGGGGGAUCGUAAUAAAAUCCUAACAUCCAAUUCAUUAUUGAAGUUUCACACUUAGAAAAAUGAAUUAAUUUAACUCACUUUAAGCACUGGUGAGAAGCUUUGCUUCGAUUACCAAAUGCAGGAUAUAUCUAUUUAUAUUUCACAGAGUUAGAAACGAGUGAUUAAAGAAGUAAGAAACACAUAAUUCCAAGUUAGAAAAAAUAUCCAUUAAAACUAUCGUCGAAGGAAAAAUAGUGCCAGAAACGAAGUGAACUGGAAGACUGAAAUUGCAAAUGUGACGCUCUUCGUUUAUAGGAGAGAAAGUGUGACUACAAUAAAAGAAAUAAGUUUACUUUGGCGUGUUUCUGCAACGAAAACGUGCCAAAUCAGCUGGUUGUGAUCCUCCAUCGAGCUGGCGUUAUCAACUAGAACUUCAGGAGCGAAACGGUUACGGAGUCUUUUCCAAACAAGCGCUCCUUUACAGAACGUGCUUGUUUGACGGUUUGGGAAUUUCAACUUGAUUCACAGACCGUGGUUGAACGUGCCGUCGAUUGGAACUUGGCGACUUAACGUGUGAUUUGAAUUGUAGAAAAUGAAUUGACACCCUGUUAUUACCGAUUGAUACGUGUUGUUUUGGUGUUUCUUAAAUUUGAUUUAUUGGAACUUGUUAUGUAAGGUGUUACACACUUAAAAUGAAAGAUAAAUCAAAGAACGCCGCUCGAACGCGGCGGGAAAAGGAAAAUGCGGAAUUCUACGAACUGGCAAAGAUGCUCCCCUUGCCUACUGCCAUAACUAGCCAACUGGACAAAGCUUCGAUAAUACGACUAUCAACCAGUUAUCUUAAAAUGAGAACAGUUUUUCCAGAUGGUUUAGGUGACCAGUGGGGCUGCGUGCCGUCCAAACACAGAACUCCCCUAGAACGGGAACUGGGUUCCCACCUUUUACAAACCCUAGAUGGUUUUAUUUUUGUUGUUGCACCGGAUGGGAAAAUUAUGUAUAUCUCAGAAACGGCGUCCGUCCAUCUCGGUUUGUCACAGGUGGAGCUAACCGGAAGUUCAAUUUACGAAUACAUCCAUCCGAACGACCAUGAUGAAAUGGGAGCCGUCUUGACGAUGCAGCAGCCGUGUAAUCCCCACGUUAUACGAGAUUUUGAAGUAGAAAGGUCUUUCUUCAUUAGAAUGAAAUGUGUUCUUGCCAAAAGAAACGCUGGUCUCUGUUCCGGUGGAUACAAGGUAAUUCAUUGUAGUGGUUACCUGAAGGUCCGGCAGUGUCCGGUGGAGAUGUCACCGUACGAAACCUAUCUACAGAACGUCGGCAUGGUUGCCGUCGGUCACUCCCUUCCUCCCAGUGCAAUCACAGAAAUUAAAAUGUUCAACAAUAUGUUCAUGUUUAGAGCUAGUCUAGAUCUAAAACUUAUCUUCCUCGAUGCCAGGGUAGCACAGCUUACAGGGUAUGAACCCCAAGAACUGAUAGAGAAGACCCUAUACCAUCAUAUACAUGUGUGUGACAUCAUGAACAUGAGAUUUGCUCAUCAAACAUUACUUAUGAAGGGUCAAGUGACUACCCGUUACUACAGGUUCAUGUGUAAAGAUGGUGGCUGGGUUUGGGUCCAAAGUUAUGCUACCAUAGUUCAUAACAGCAGAUCAUCUAGACCUCAUUGUAUAGUCAGUGUCAACUAUGUUCUUAGUGAUGUAGAAGCAGCAAAUUUACGGACACAUAUAGAUCAAGCACCACAUAAAGAGUUAGCAGACUUUGGUGUCCACGAGCGACACAAAGUCGGCAAGUCUAGAACUCCCAAGUCUAAACAGAGACAGUCACCAUAUCCUUCAAUACCAGAGCCAAGAGAUUAUCAAUCAGAAUUUGAAAACGGAUUUAAGGGUGACAUAGACAUUGUUAAUCCAUUACAGGGCUUUCAGGGUAUUUCCUACUCACCUUCAGUGAUAGCGAAUCCACAUGAUGCAUUGUUAGAACGUUAUAAUGCAUUGUACUCGAGCCAUCCUAGCACGAGCUUGGGGUCGCAUACGUUUAAGGACUGUGUUUACAGUUACCCAUCUCAACAAGGACAUUUUGAUAGUGGGCAAUAUAGAAUUGGUGUUGAAGAUGCUUUUUCACCAAGAGAUUCGGCGGACUUUCUCCAGCUUCAUACAAACACUGACGAUGAGCCAAAACUGAAUGAAACGAUUCAUUUGACCCCGUUAUCCCGCGAAAUCAGGUCAAAUGGGACUUGUUCUAGAAGUAGCAGUCGUGGCGAAUCAUUCGGAACACCUCUACUUCAAGAAGUAACUAGCAACAGAUCCGAAUCAUCGUCCGACGUUGAUGUUAUUUCGGACGAUAUUGAUGUUUCCAAAGCAGACAAUCUAAAAACUGCAAAAACUAAAGAGUGUCAAAAUGUGCCAACUGAAUCAGUUCAACAAUCAGUGAUCAUGAGAAUGCCAAAUCAGAAUCAAUCAUAUUCAUCAUCCCCUAGAUACAGUUGUGAUUUCAACAAAUCAAAUUUGUCAAAAUCACCGCGCGCAAAUCAUGCAGAAGUUUUGAAAUAUACGUCCGAGACGGAAAGUAGUCCAAGUUCCAGUUUCUUUGUAGACGAUAGUACGGACAAAUUGUAUGAUGGAAUUAAACAAUUUAGCGCAAAAGGAUUCGGGGAGGACCCAUUAAUGCAAUGUUUAAGAAGUGGUUACACCCCUUAUGAAGGGUAUAAUCAGAACAGUUUGUACACAGCAACAGGGUUGCAGGCUAAGCCAUACAAUGUUGUUCCCCAAGCAGGUUAUACUAGUGUCAUUGUAGAUACAAAUCAGUACCAAAUGGCAAAUGGUUUUGUGCACUAGCACAACCGUCCAACAUUUAUAGCCAUAAAAAGUCACAAGACCUGUCCUGUUCAAAGCUACUUUACGGUUGUUGAAAUUGUUACACGUUGCGAAUUAUCAGAAUUUGAAAAGGCACUUAUUUGGGGAUAAGUUACAACAAUAUAUUGAAAUGCAACAAGUUUUUCAAACCCUGA